AUGCCUCAGUAUUUGCUGUUGUUUCAUUCUCCAGAUUUCCAGAAGUGGAAAAGCAUUGUUACCAAAAAAUACAUGCUGGAAGCAGCCAGAACUCAGGCAGCAGUAGUGAAUUCAUCUGAUUCAGAAUAUUUCACCUGUGUCUCCACUUCCAGCAAACUCCUUCCUACUGAGGAGCGUGAUUUUCAGUACUGGAAAGAGUCUGCCAUCGCACCAUAUAUGCUGGAAGCGGCAGGAGAGAAUUCAUCUGAUUCAGAAUAUUUCAGCUGUCUCUCCCCUCCGAGCAAAACCCUUCCUACUGAUGAGUAUGAUUUCCAGAAAAGGAAAGGCAUUGCUACUGAACCAUUUAUACUGGAAGCAACCAGAACUCAGGCAGCAGAAGAGAAUUCAUGUGAUUCAAAAUAUUUCACCUGUCUCUCCACUUCCAGCAAACUCAUUCCUCCUGAGGAGUGUGGAUUGCAGAAGUUUCAAGAAAUUGUUCCUAAGUCAUAUAUGCUGGAACCAGUCAGGGAUCAGGCAGCAGGAGAUAAUUCAUCUUCCUCAGAUUAUUUGACCUCCAUCUCCUUUGACAGCACACUGACCCCUAAUGAUAAUCAGGAAACCAGUGAAUCAUCUUCAUAUGUUUCCUAUCCUGAAUCACAUAGUACGUCUGUAGAAAGCAAGUUGGAAGAAUCAGAAUAUUCUUCGUCAUUGGCAUAUAACGAAUUACCAGUUUACUUGGCCAAUAAUCCCUGUACAUGCUCAAAGAAGAGGAAAAGGGAAAGAAUAAUGAAAGUGUACUAUAUGCAUGUUAGAAUGAAGAGGGGGGUGGCUGCCUUAGAGGAUACAGAAGACGAAAGGCAGCCUCCAUGCAAAAAGACAAAAAUGAAAACCAUUGCAUUUCCUGAGACAAUCCAUACAGAAGAAAAUCUCUCUGUCGUAUCCACAGAAGAACUCCUAACUGAGAGUGAUCUCAGCUUUGAUGAUGUAGUCCAAGAGGCAUCAGAAGAUAAUGACAGACCGAUAGAUCUUCCACCUCUGGAGACAAGUUCCAGAGCUAAAACACCAGAAUGGCUUGUGGCCCAUGACAGUGGCUACAGGUGCAUGGCCUGCUGCCGAGUUUUCCCCUCCUUGGAGAUUCUACAGGACCAUGUGAAGAAUGGUAUUAAAGAGGGAUUUAGCUGCCAUUCUUUUCAUGUAGCCCUUAACUUGCUUAGAAGUAAGAACAGAAAGAGAAAAAAAGAAGUAUACGAAGAGGAGGAAAACAAAGUCAAAAAGAGCUGGACAAAAGGCAUAAGUAUCCAAUGUCACAACAUAAUUAGGCGCAUAAGAGACUUCUUUCACAAUAACCAUUGAUAGCAUCAUGACCACCAGCACAACUAUCACCACCAUCAAAAGCCCCAGCACCACCAUUAUUACUACCAUCAACAAUACAACAACAAUGGCCACCACUAUGACUACUACAACCAUUGCCACUGUCAAUAACAUCACCAUCAACAGCAGCAGCAACAAGCACCAUCAUCACUAUCUUAUCAUCACAGCCAUCACUACUAUCAAGAGUAUCACCACUACAAUCAUAAUUAGCACCACCAUCAACAGCACCACUACAAUUACCACCUUCACCGGCACUACCAGCACCACCAUCAACAGUACUAUCUGCAGCACCAUCACCACCAUACCAUGACCAUCACAACCAUUGCCACUGUUAACAGCACCAUCAAUAGCAGUGCCAUCUCUACCAUCACCACCAAUAGCACUACCAUCAACAGUACCAUUACCAACAUCAUAAUCAUUGUUAACAGCACCAUCACCUCAGCCAUCACUGACAUCAACAAUGUUAUCACCAGCACAAUAGUCAUCACCACCAUUGACAGCACCACCAGUAGCACAUUAGCAGCAGCAUCACCACUAUUAUCACCAACAUGGCUAGCACCACCAUCACUAGCCCAUAACCACCACAACCAUCAAUACCAUAAAUAAUAGCACCAGUACUGCUAACACCACUGUCAGCAGCUCCACCUUCAACAGCACCACCAUCUACAGGACUACUAUUAUCAUCAUCCCAGCACCAUGAUCACCACCACCAGGGCCACCAGCACCAAUAUGGACAGUAGCACUUGUACCACAAGUAGGAUUAGAGAAGCCCUUUAGAUAAUAUUCCCCAGAAGAAAAAACAAGUUUGUAGACCACAUCAAGCUAUAAAGCAAAAAUGUCCUCAGGCAAACUAAAGAGCAAUGAAUACCAGUAUAUCAUCUUUAUCACUGGAAGAAAUUCAUUUGAAAUAGAAACUGCUAUGGACUGGACUUAGAAGAAGAGGCGAGGUUCCCAGGGCACCAAGAAUCUGGUUCUAUAUAAUCAACAGAGAGGAGAUAAACAUGGACAAAGCUGAGAAGACUUUGCAAAGCCAGGUGCACGCUGCUAUAGCGGAGAGUGUCAUUUUUAGUUAGAAGGAAAAUCAGACUUGUCUUCAAUAUUUCUAAAGUCACAGAAUCAAAACAGAAGUUGUCCUGAGAUUAGCUGAAGACUUGUCUCUAUGAUAAGAACUACCUUCCUGACUUAAAGGUGUUCUUUUUUAUUUUGCUUAUCUCACAGCAAAAAAUGGUAUGGAUUAUACAAGGAAGGAGUUUCUCUUCACCAAGCUGUCAGCACUUAAGAACUGAGAAAAUACAAGAAUAAAUAAUUUUUUAUUAAUCUAUUUUAUAGUACAGUAAAAUAUAUUAUAGAAAUUUUCUUUAAUAAUGUGGAUUAAUAUUAAAGUAGAACUAUUUGUUAUUGAAUGUACCCACUGAAGGAAAAGCAAGGAAUGAGAGAUGGAUAAGAGAGAAAUGAAAGAGAUACACAGGAGAGUAGAGAUACACAGGAGAGUUUAUUUGUCAGAGCUGACAAAUAAAGGCCAUCUCUCUAUAGGAGAGAGAGGCAAAACAGGCUGAGUUCUGGGACUUUUAUGAGGGAGGCUCAGGAAUCAGAGCUGGGCAAGUCCUUAUGCUUUAAGGAUUGGGUUGAUAUGAAUGAGUGGAGUGGCUUUCUCAGAAACACUGUUGGGUGGGAAAGUGAAACUUUUUCCUUAAAAUGGAGGUUGUCACUUAAGGUGGCCAUCAAGAUGCUAAUCACAAGGACCUUAAACCCACUAUAACUAUAUCUUCCUAUUUUCAAAGUCAAACUCAGAAAUAUAGAAUAAUAUUCUAAUAAAACUCCAAGUUUUAACCUCCUCCACAUUUAUGGGAAGAAGGUUUUUCAGAUAACAGCUCAAUUGUUUUGGAGUAGUAGUUACCAUGGUAACUUUUGUAAUAGAACUAUAGACCAUUGCCUUAGCAAUCAAGGAUUGAUUACUCAUUUUGGAGAAAAACAGGGGAAAGGAACAGUAGACUCUAACCUGUUUCCUUUCUUUAUUCUUUUAGCUUUGUCAUUAUUAUGCUAAAUAAAGGCAGUACUAUGUCCCUUUUGAA
Messenger RNA from Marmota monax (woodchuck), 3422 nucleotides. RefSeq names its product protein FAM170A-like. Lineage: Eukaryota; Metazoa; Chordata; Mammalia; Rodentia; Sciuridae. The coding region runs from base 1 to 1332 and encodes 443 amino acids. The record is from RefSeq and is a predicted model, not a curated record. Gene Ontology annotation, cellular component: nucleus. The transcript has 6 exons. Gene Ontology annotation, biological process: fertilization.